Molecule: messenger RNA, 780 nt
Organism: Schizosaccharomyces osmophilus
Lineage: Eukaryota; Fungi; Ascomycota; Schizosaccharomycetes; Schizosaccharomycetales; Schizosaccharomycetaceae
Exons: 1
Coding region: 1-780 (259 amino acids)
Source: RefSeq, a predicted model, not a curated record
AUGAACCAAGAUUUGUUUUCAAACCCAUUUGGAAUUGCUCCACCGUCUAACGAUUCUUUUGCAGCGCUCUCAAAGUUUACAUAUGAAUUCGCAGAGGCGAUUCCCCAAGAUAGAUUUGAUUCAUUCAAAAGUAAACUGGCGAGCCUUCACAAAGCAGUUACUUCUAAACUAGAAGGAGGAGAGACUCGUCCACGAGAUGACAUGUCUGAAGUUCGACGGAUACUUCAGGAGCUUAGGGAAGGGCAAUCCGAGCUUAGGGAAGGGCAAUCCGAGCUUAGGGAAGGACAAACCAAUCUCAGAGAAGAGAUGAUCCAAGGAAUAUCGAGGUUGGAAGGACGAGUUGACUCUUUUGCUAACGAUUUCCGGUCAAACAACGCUGAAACUUUUUCACGCAUGAAUCGAAAUGAAAACAGAAUUAACAUGACAAGAUCUUCAUCGCAGAGAUCUGAAAACAUUAUUAACAGAGUUGCGGCCAAGAACACAAAACCAAUUCCGUUUGUUAAUGGACAAGAACCUCCAAAUGACUUGCCUGAGUUACUAAAUAUCUCCGACGUUGACAGUUUGAAUUUAAACCAAUUGAAAACGUACGUGAAGGGUUAUGACCAGAGCUUUGAUGAGAAUGAGCCUCAAGCAUCUCUUAAAAGAAAGCUUGCUGAUUAUUCUGGAUUUAUCACACCACAAGAAAGUUUGUAUGAGUUUUCUGAAGGCAAUGAAACCCUUCGAGAUGUAGGGAAUAUAAAUAGUACACCAAGCCUAAGGCGGACGUCUCGUCGUCAUUGA